AUGUCCCAGUACAUGCCGUACGGUGGGUUCAACUGGGUUCAACCUACGUUAAACGGAUUGGAUGAUUUGGAUGACACCUCCCCCAUAGGACGAGUGUAUGAGGUGGACGUUUCGUACCCAAGACACUUGCAUAACGGACAUAACGACCUGCCUUUCCAACCACAAAACAGCGUGCCUCGAGGCUCGAAGGUUAGGAAGUUGAUGGCGACAUUUGAGAAAAAGGAGAAUUACAUCAUACAUUAUAGGAACCUACAGCAGGCCAUUAAGAAUGGUUUGAUAGUUGAAAAAGUGCACAGAGUUAUUCAGUUUAACCAGUCAGAUUGGCUGGCUAAAUAUAUUAAGUUAAACACAGAGAUGAGGAAGAAGGCUAAGAACGAUUUUGAGAAAGACUUUUUUAAGCUGAUGAACAAUGCUGUAUUUGGGAAGACUAUGCAAUCGAAGAGGAAAGAGAUGAAGAUGGAGUUGGUGUCAUGCGAAAAGAGGUUACAGAAGUUAAUAAAUAAGAGCACAUUCAAGUAUUGUACUAAUUACAAUGAGGACCUGAACGCGGUCGCACUGGAGAACAAAAUUAUUAAAUUUGAUAAACCUAUAUAUAUUGGAUUCGCUGUGCUGGACAUAUCCAAGACGAAAAUGUAUGAGUACCAUUAUGAUGUCAUGCAGAGGCACUAUGGAGACAAAAUUAAAUUAAUGUACACUGACACAGAUUCUUUGAUAUAUUAUAUUGAAACCCAAGAUUUGUAUGUAGACUUGGCUGCUAAUUAUAAUCUGCUGGACCGGAUGGACACUGCUAACUUGCCCACUGACCAUCCGUGUUAUGUGGCAAGCAGAAAGAAGAGUCGGGGACUCUUUUCCGAUGAGGUGGAUGGUAAUGUUAUUACAGAGUUUGUUGCGUUGAGGGCCAAGUCAUACGCGUUUAAUGUAUAUGCUGGUCCAGAGGAUGAGGUUGUAAAUGACAUAGUAGGAGGAGGAGGAGGAGAAAAAAUUAAGGCGAAGGGUAUCAGAGCUCAUGUGGUUAAAAACCACAUGACUCUUGAGGACCAUAAAAAGUGUUUGUUUGGGGAAGAAGGAUUAGAGGCGUACAAGGAGAAUGUAUCGAUCAGGUCGUUUAACCACCAACUGGUUACGUUAAAAACAAAGAAGUUAACGUACAACAAUUAUGACGAUAAGAGAGUGGUGUUAGAUGACAAAAUACACACACUAGCCCAUGGGCAUUAUAGUAUAGAGGAAGAUGAACCCGAGGAUGAAUGGUCUGAACUCGACUAUGAGGUAGAUGACAUAGGGCGACGAUGGAGUAAACUGGAUAAAGAGUUUAUGAGGGAGCUUCUUUGUUACACAACUAAAUAG
Messenger RNA from Metopolophium dirhodum (rose-grain aphid), 1344 nucleotides. RefSeq lists its product as uncharacterized. NCBI's taxonomy places the organism in Eukaryota, Metazoa, Arthropoda, Insecta, Hemiptera, Aphididae. The record is from RefSeq and is a predicted model, not a curated record.